This is a messenger RNA of Drosophila rhopaloa, 4291 nucleotides long. RefSeq names its product leucine-rich repeat and immunoglobulin-like domain-containing nogo receptor-interacting protein 3. The record is from RefSeq and is a predicted model, not a curated record. NCBI's taxonomy places the organism in Eukaryota, Metazoa, Arthropoda, Insecta, Diptera, Drosophilidae. Gene Ontology annotation, molecular function: protein binding.
CGAAGGCGGUUCCCACGCGGGUGAUUCGCCGGAUAACAGUGUAUCUGCGCUGCUUGAGAUACAAAUUUACGUAAAAUUCGGUGGCCAAUUGGAGUGCGCGUGCUGGCUUUAAAACGGUAGUUAAAAGUUUUGGGCCAUAAAACACAAUUAGAAGUGCAAACAAAAAGAAAAGCAAUUCUAUCCGAAUUAAAUUCAAACAGAGGACGUAUAGAAACGUGCUGCUGCCUUAAAGAUUUUAUUGGCCCUUUGUGUGUGUGCAAUUGCCUUGAUUGAUAACCGUUGACAGCGACUUUCGCACCCCCGCAAAAUAAAUUCCGCAAUUAUAUUAAAAGCCAAAAGCUGCCGGAAAGUGUGACCAAAGUGCGUUAGAAUUCAAUAAGUGAAGAGGAAGCAGAAGUCAGGGGACUCAUCCCCACUUUUUUGCGCCCUGCCAAGCGUGCAAAUUUACGGAAUUUUCAAUUAAAAUUACCACAUCAAUACAAUUACAAAGACGGUUGCAAAGUGCAAGUCAAGCAAUCAUAAUAAAGGAUUAAUUGAGCCUGAAGAAAUUUGCUCGACAUAAUUUCAAGAAGGUUGAAAUAUUUGUAUUGCAAUUAUUUAACUCUAGAAAGAACGAUGUUAUAAUUGCCAUCAGGCAGCCAGGCAAACAGACUCCCACUGGAGGACACUUCAUCUGCAGCCAGAGCCUCUUCAGUUGCCAAGAUGUGCAGCAACAAAUGGUGGUAACAUUUUCGGACCACAAACUGGACAACAAAUAAUUAUCGAGUCGAGAGGAAGCACCCACAAGGAGUGAACACAAAAUGUCUGACCACAAACAUGCCACCACAACAAGGAGCAGGCCAUGGCUAAGUGGAGCCAUUCCAGUGCUGCUCCUGCUCCUGAGCCUGGUGAUCCUGCCCCCGGAGUCCUCAGCCUUCUGCCCCUCGAAGUGCCAGUGCCUGGGUGGCGAGGCCAACAGUCGGGCGUUGUGCGUGGACGCCGCUCUGGAGGACAUGCCCAUCCAACUGAACCCGGAGACGAAGUACAUCAACCUCACGGUGAAUCGGAUACGUGACCUGGCAUUCUCGCUGCCUUUCUACGCGAAGCUGGAGAUCCUGGAUCUCUCGCAGAACAUCAUCGAAACGCUGGGCUCGAAGAACUUCGAGUACCAAUCGGAGCUGAGAACUUUGAACCUGAGCAGGAAUUUGGUCAGCUCCCUGCACAAACACGCCUUCAAGGGACUGACCAAUCUGCUGCUGCUGGAUCUCAGCUUCAAUCGCAUCGAGACAGUGCAUCCCACGGCCCUCAGUGAUCUGGCCUCUUUGGUGGAACUGGAUCUCACGAAUAAUAAUAUUGUCAGCUUGGAGGACAACUCCUUCAGGGGCAUGAGCACCCUGGAGGUUCUGGUAUUCCGGAACAAUCGGCUGCUGGACGUUCCGGCCAGCAAUCUGUGGCAUCUGCAUGCCCUCAAGAGCCUGGAUAUGUCCUUGAACCUCGUCGAGUUUGUGCGGAACGAUAGUUUCGAGGGCUUAAAGGAGCUUUUGGCCCUCAGUUUGCAGGGCAAUGUCAUGAGCGAACUGGACUUGAACGCCUUUGAGGGACUCAUCUCGCUGAAACAUCUCGAUCUGGCCGAUAAUAACCUAACGAUGGUGCCCACCCAGCAGCUCUCGAAACUUUCGAACCUCACCUAUUUGAACCUGGGGGGAAAUCGCUUUUCCCAGCUGCCCGCCGUCGCCUUUCUCAACUUGUUUCAUUUGCGCGAAUUGCAUUUGAGCCGACUCGACUAUUUGCAGCGCAUCGAUUCAAGAGCCUUCGUGGACAACACGCACCUGCAGACGCUGCACCUGAACAACAACCCGCAGCUGAGCGACAUCCCGAUGCGCCUGUUCCAGGGGAACCCCAACAUCCUGGAGGUCUACAUGCAGAGCAACAGCCUGCAGACGCUGUACUCGGCCCAGUUCCCAGUGGACCAGUUGCAGAAGCUGUACCUGGGGGACAAUCCGCUGCAGUGCAACUGCUCGCUGCUGUGGCUCUGGCGCCUGGUGACCGGGAACUUCGAGGGCGUGGAUCCGGGAGUGGAGCCCGCGGCCGGCGGAGCAGUGGCCGCUUUGGCCAAGGAGGCGGAUGAGCGGGAGGAGCAGGCGGACGAGGCCACCGCCGUGGCCUCCACCGAUGACGGAGUGUCGGCAUUGGCCGCCUACAUUGCCGAGCAGCACAUAGUCAAUGCCCUGCACACCACCGAACCCAGUGCCUACGAGCUGGCCACCUCGUCCUCGAACAGGAACUCGGGCAUCCUGCGGAUGGACCGCCAGCAGAUCGGCUGCGACAUCUGGCGGGACAAGGUGCGCACGAGGCGGCAGUUGCUGGCGAUGAGCGAGGGCGAGAUCACCUGCCCCGCCCACAUUGUCACCGUGGUUUGUGCCGUGAUCACCUGCCUCCUGGUGGCCAUGAUCGGCGUGAGUGUGCUCUACUACCUGAGGUUUGUCAAGCGGCGGAGGAAGCUGCUCCACGAGCGUGGUCCUUUGAGGACCAGCAAGAGCAUCAUCAAUGUGCACGACCGCAUCCUGCAGGGUCACAAUCCCGGAGGAAUGGGCCUGGGCAUGGGCAUGGGCAUGAGCAUGACCCUGGGCGGCGGCAACCAUGUGAACGGCCUGGGCAUGUCCCUCAACUAUCCGCAUCAUGCCCAGACGCUGCAGGCCCACCACCACUACCAUCAGGCCACCAUGCCACUGCAGUCCCAUGGAGGAAAUGGAGGCCACGACUACCAGCAGACGACCUUGCCCCAACUGGACAAACUGGAGUUGGAGCGGUAUCUGGCGGCACAGAGCAUAGCCAAUGAGUACCGGGCUUUGAAGCCAUGGGAACUGCCUGUUAAGGAGGCGGAUGACGAGCCGGAGCAUCUGUAUGAGCGGUUCGAUCACUACGAGUAUCCGGACACCCACACCAUGAGCAAGCUGAAACAGGCGGCGGCCUUGAACCACAACUCCACCCCCUCGGCCGGCCCCUCCCCCGUUCCCCCGUCGGGAAAGCCGCACGUGGUCUACGUAUGACGUGGGCGUGGCAAGGGCGAGCGGGGAUCCCAGUUGAAUGCGGACAUGGAAAUGGUCACGAUGAACCACCACCACCACCACAAUAAUAACAACAACUAUCGGGGCUGUGUACAGAGCGCCAAGGCCAGUGGUCAGUUCUGAGUUGGAUAAUUCGAGGGGGUUACUCAUCCAAAAACAGGGAAAGUGAGAGGUUAGGCUUAAGGCGAAAUUAAGGGAGGAUGAAGGCACAAAUCUUGGGAUCUUUAGCAGGAAAUUUCGAUGGGGGAUUGGCAAACUAUUGAAAAGCUAAGUAACAAAUGAAUACCAAAAAAUAAAGAUUUCAUUUAACUAAAUAGCUCUUAAAUCAUAAACCCCAAAUCAUCGAAAUUAUCUGCUAAAAACUCUCUUUGUGUUCAAAGUUGGAUUAUUUUUUUUUCGAGUAAAAACAACAAAGUUUAACAAGCGUCAAAUGAAACAAGGGAUAUGUCUACGUGUAAAGCAAACAUACAAAUACUCUUAAUGACCUACGGAUAACAGAUAUAUUAGAUAUGUAUACUAACCGCUAAACUAAGAGAAGAAUACGAUUUCAAAGAAACCUUUUUGCUGGCCCCAAACUAAGCUAAGCUGCAUUCAAAUCUCACUCACUUUUCUCUCCCACUCAUAGUUAAAAUGGCAUUUAGCAUUCGAAUACUCUAGAUAGCGUUUAGUAAGUAAGCAACUUACAAGUGAAUUUAAAUAUAUAUAUAUGAAUAUAUAUUAGGUAUAACGAUGAGGGAGGGUGCAAGCUAAAGGAGUUUAUUUGAUUUUCUUAAUUCGAUUAACGAAAUUACUGGGCAUGUCUUCAGCGAUUGGGUUAGAUGGGGAAAAAGACAACGACUUUGGCAGGCAAAUAACCUAAUGGGGACCAAAUAGUCCAGUCCAGUCCAGCCUAGAACUAACUGAAUGAAUCCAACUGCCAAAGGGGUCCUUUUCAAGUCCAUUCAAGACCCGCUGAAACGUGUUCUCAAGUUUCCUAACUUUAGCAAACAUCUCGAAUGACAAUAUACAAAACAUUAAGCGGAAAACUAAAAAAUUAAAUUAUAACACCUAUAUUAACGUAUCUUAGUGAGCCAGAACUCAAAGUUGAAAUAAUAAUAAAUAUAAUUUGUAAAUAUCCCUUAAUAUUGAAGCACUCAGAAAAGUGUUCGUACGUUUACUGUAAAUAAUUUAUGGAAUGCAUUUAAAAACAUUAGUCAAGUGCAUAAAUUAUUGAUUUAAGCAUAAAUGAUUUCCAAAAAGCAAUA